AUGGCCAACCUGCCCGAUUCCCCGGCCGAUUUCCCUCAGGUAUGGCAGAAGCCUUCAUUCGAAGAACUACUGGCGUGUCUCAAAAGUCUACACGUAGAGCCGCCGAUAUGGAAACCCACAACUUCCCGGAAAAUUAUUCUGGAGAACCGCCAGGACUCUGCUCGGUUCCGUCGUGAAGUCACCACGUAUCUGUCAAGCGUAGUCAGUAGUAGCUUUGCAUGGAUAGAGGACGACGACCAAAAAGAGGUACUGUGGGAUGAGGCAAGCAAGCGACUCUCGGAGCGGUGUGGCAGAGUGGGGAUGGGUGAGAUCGUUCGAAGGUGGCCAUUUGAGAACCGACAGCCCGCUCAUUUCGAGCUGAUCAUUCGGGAACCACCUAUGACUGGUGACUCCAUCGGUCACAAAACGUGGGGAUCCUCCUAUCUCAUGGCGCAGCAGUUGGAUAAGGUCGCUUCUGGUCCUCUCGCUCAUCUGCUGGGUUCGCGCCGGCCCGACUCGUCUUUGGACGUUCUCGAACUCGGCUCGGGUACUGGGCUGUUGGGCCUGGCAGCUGCUGCUAUGUGGCAAGCCAAUGUUGUCCUCAGCGAUCUCCCGUCCAUCAUGGCGAACCUCGAGUUCAACAUCGAUGGGAAUCGGCAGACAAUUGAGGCUCUGGGCGGCACGCUCAGCUCGGGCCCCCUGACAUGGGGUUCUGAAGCUGGCAACGCAGAACGGUUUGCUAAGAAACAUCAGUUCAAGCUCGUUAUCGUUGCAGACCCCCUCUAUGAUGAUGAUCACCCCGAAUUGCUUUCCUCUGCAGUCACCAACCACCUUUCGGAAGAUCCGGACGCCAGGGCUAUCAUCAUGGUUCCACAGAGAGACUCUACCACAAAGAGACUGACGGCUAGAUUUCGGACCAGAAUGGUCGAGGGUGUCUCGCCGCUGAGAGUUCUCGAGGAGCACACUCUUGCCUGUCAAGACGAUUGGGAUGAGGACGAAGAGACUCCAGAAGUUCAAUGCUGGUGGGGCGUCUUUGGAAGACAAGACAAGGACUCACUGUCACUUUCUAAGUAG
Anthostomella pinea is the source of this 1053-nucleotide messenger RNA. NCBI's taxonomy places the organism in Eukaryota, Fungi, Ascomycota, Sordariomycetes, Xylariales, Xylariaceae. The record is from the annotation of a GenBank genome assembly.